GAUCGAUGAAAGUGUCAAGGAGGUUUCGAGUAGUGACAAGAUAGGUCAAGUUUUCACACAUCGAAGCAUGUUUUCUGGAAAGGGACGUCAUCCUGGACAAGUGGUAACAGGUUAUAUCUUGGCUGACGAAGGUUACGACGUCUGGAUGGGAAAUCAGAGAGGUAACACUUACGCCCGAAAGCAUAUCAAAUAUUCGCCCGAAGAUGGUGAAUUUUGGAAUUUCAGCAUUGACGAACAUGCCAAGUAUGAUACACCGGAUAGUAUAGACUUUGUCCUAAACAUAACAGGUCAAAGUCAAUUAUAUUAUGUGGGAUUUUCGCAAGGUAACAUGAUACUCUAUGCAUUUCUCUCCGAGAAUCCCGAGUACAACAAGAUCAAAGUAGUACUUUCUCUAGGUCCAACGGCAUGGCUCGGUCAUAUUAAGAGUCCUCCUCUUCGUCUAUUAGCUCCUUUCACUAGUGAAGCUCAAUUUUUAUUUUCCGUUCUGGGACACAAGGAAUUUUUACCAAACGAUUUUAUUACGGAAUUAUUUGCUCAAACUGCCUGUAAAGUUGAUGUCGUAAGAUCGAUAUGCUCCAAUAUCUAUUUCCUAAUAAGCGGAUAUGACUUUUCUCAAUUAAAUGAGUCUCGCCUAGAUGUGUACUUUUCUCAUUUUCCUGCGGGAACAUCUACUAAAAACUUCAUUCACGUUUUACAGCUGGUAAAUUGGAAAAACUUUCAGAAGUUCGAUUAUGGGCCAUUAGAAAACUUAAAGAGAUACAAACAAUUGCAGCCCCCAAAGUAUGACUGUAACAAAAUUAAAACUCCGAUCGCAAUUUUUUGGAGUUUGAACGAUCUUUUGGCAAAUCCUAAAGACGUGGAUAUACUUCGAAAUUGCCUCCCGAAUGUGAUAGCCGAUUAUCAAGUACCGCUAGAAAAAUGGGGCCAUCUAGAUUUCAUCUUUGCAAAAGAAACAAAGAAAUAUGUUUAUGACGAAUUAUUGCGAAUAUUGAAAAGUAUUUAGAAAUUUUUUCUGUAUAUAAAAUAAUGCACUUGUCAGUUUUGCUCUAAUUCAAUGCAUGUUUAACCAGUACUAAAUAUUUUUUGUUCGUAUAAAAUAUUAACAUUAUAUAAUUUGAUAUAAUUAAAAUUUUACGGUUCCUGUUUCGGUAAAAUUCCGGAUACUUUUACUUGCGUGUUAUUAGAUCACAAUGACCGAGAGUUUAGUGUAUUGGA
Centruroides sculpturatus (bark scorpion) is the source of this 1215-nucleotide messenger RNA. RefSeq names its product gastric triacylglycerol lipase-like. Bases 68 to 1003 code for a protein of 311 amino acids. NCBI's taxonomy places the organism in Eukaryota, Metazoa, Arthropoda, Arachnida, Scorpiones, Buthidae. The transcript has 8 exons. The record is from RefSeq and is a predicted model, not a curated record.